This is a messenger RNA of Chanos chanos (milkfish), 5178 nucleotides long. RefSeq names its product intersectin 2a (gene itsn2a). Bases 1 to 5178 code for a protein of 1725 amino acids. The record is from RefSeq and is a predicted model, not a curated record. Gene Ontology annotation, molecular function: protein binding; guanyl-nucleotide exchange factor activity; calcium ion binding. Gene Ontology annotation, biological process: intracellular signal transduction; positive regulation of Rho protein signal transduction. The transcript has 39 exons. NCBI's taxonomy places the organism in Eukaryota, Metazoa, Chordata, Actinopteri, Gonorynchiformes, Chanidae.
AUGGAUAGCAGCAUCAGAUACAAGGCUGUCAUAAACGGAAUAAUCCUCUCUCUCGCUCUCUCUCUCUCUCUCUCAGGCGGGUGCAGUAUCUGGGCCAUAACUCCAGAGGAGAGAGGGAAACAUGAUAAACAGUUUGACUCUCUCAAUCCCACACUGGGAUAUGUGUCAGGAGAGCAGGCACGCAACUUUUUCCUGCAGUCUGGACUCCCUUCUCCAGUUCUGGCCCAGAUAUGGGCUCUGGCUGACAUGGGUAAGGAUGGAAAGAUGGACAGAUUGGAGUUCUCCAUUGCAAUGAAACUGAUCAAACUGCAGCUGCAGGGCCAGCCCCUUCCCUCUGCCCUGCCAAUCAUAAUGAAGCAGACACCCACCCCCAUGAUGACAUCGUCGUCUCGAUUCGGAAUGGGCUCGAUGCCAAACCUCACCGUAAUGCCCACGAUGCCAAUCCUGACACCUGUGCCAAUCCAGUCCUCUGUGCCCGCUGUGCCAGGCCUGGUGCCUGUGGGCAUGCCUGUACCUCUCCUGCCCUCUCUCAGUACACCAGCUCUACCAAACGGCACCGCCUCCCUCCUCACCCCCGCGCCCGCGCCCCCCCUCACCAGCUCCGGUCUAAGUAAAUCACACUCAUUGCUGGACUUGGCCUCCAGUAGUUCAAACUCUUCCUCCUCCACCUCUCUGGUGAGUAACUCCCCCAAAACCGGUGCCUCCGAUUGGGCAGUUCCUCACGCAUCCCGCCUCAAAUACAGACAGCAGUUUAACAGCCUGGACAAACUGAUGAGCGGGUACCUGUCAGGUCCUCAGGUCAGAAAUGCUCUCACUGCCUCCAACCUCACACAGACACAGUUAGCCACCAUCUGGAAUCUGGCUGAUGUUGACAGAGAUGGCCAGUUGAGGGCAGAUGAGUUUAUUCUGGCCAUGCACCUGGUGGACAUGGCCAAGUGUGGGCACCCGCUUCCACUCAGCCUGCCCCCUGAACUAGUGCCACCCUCACUGAGAGCACUGAAGUCAUGUGACCUGCUGAAUGGAUCGAUGCCUUUAAUUAGUACUGGACACACUGAUCUCAUUGAUCCAGAACCUGCCCUGAGGAGCAAGAGCAAUGUGGCAUUUGAGGACAAGUUGCGGGAGAAUUUCCAGCGUGGCAGCGCAGAGCUGGAGAAACGCAGGCAGGCUUUGCAAGAGGAGCAGAGGAGAGAGGAGGAGAGGAGGAGACAGAAGGAGAGAGAGGAGCAGGAACAGAGGGAAAGAGAGACCAGAGAACAGGAGGCCCGUAGAAAGCAGGAGGAGGAGAGAAGGCUAGAGAGACAGAGAGAGAUAGACAGACAGAGAGAGGAGGAGAGGUUGAAAGAACUGGAGAGACUGGAGGCAGAGAAGCGUGAGUAUGAGAGACAGAAGAAGUUGGAGUGGGAGUGUGAACAGCGGGCAGAGCUGCAGUCUCGCCGUGAGCGUAUCCAGAGAGACAUCACUCUCCUCACCGCCCGGAAGAAGACCUUGGAACAGGAGCUGGAGGCUGUGGGCAACAGGCACAGACAGAUAUCUGACUGUCUCCGUGACGCACAGAGCAAGAAGCAGGUCCAGAGGGCGGAGCUUGAUCUGACCAAUCAGAAGAGGGACAGGCGUAUUAGUGAGAUCAGCGCUUUGCAGAUUGAGUUUGAGGACUUUGAGAAGAAGCUGAGUCAGCUGGUCCCAGAGAGACAGAGACUGUCUGACCACCUGAAAAACCUCAGUCAGAGCAGCACUGCCGCUCCAGCAGUGAGUGUGAUGAAGAACAGCGUGAAUGAGAAGGGACAUUCCUGUCGGAAACUAAAGGAGCAACUGGAUGCUCUGGAGAGAGAGACCACAGUGAAACUCUCCGAAAUUGACCGCUACAACCGCGACCUGAAGUCUGUAGAAAUGGAUGACUAUGUGCUUCAGGGUCUACUCUCUCUACUGGGCUGUCUUACCAAUCUCUUCUUCCUAAUAAAGGGCCUGCGGGAGAGACAGAGCCAACAGCAGGCAGUCCUGGACAAACUAAACACGGUGAAGGAGCAGAAGAUUAAAGAACUGCAGCGACGCAGAAAAGAUGAGGAGAGGAAGAGGAGAGAGGAGGAGGAGAGGAGAAAGAGAGAGGAGGAAGAGGAAGCUGCCAGACAGGCAAAGCUGCAGCAGGAGGAGGCAGAGAGGCAAAGAAAACUCCUCCAGGAGAGGGAGGCCCAACUCCGGGAGGAGCAGGAGCUCCAGGCCCAGGCUCGCCUCCGACAGGCCCAGGAGGAGGCAGCUGCACUGGAGAGGAGAAGAGAGGAGGAACGUAGGAGAGAAGCAGAGAGGAGAAGAGCAGAUGAGCAAAAGAGAAUGGAGAGGGAGAGAAACGCUGUCAGUCUUCACACGGAAUCCAACUGCACAGAAGGUGUGGAGCCUGUGUUGAAUGCACAAGGAAACUCCGCCACCCUUAGCACCUACAGAGCCCUGUACCCCUUCACUGCCAGGAAUGCUGACGAACUCACUCUAGACGCUGGCUGCCUGGUUCAGGUAGACAAGUCAACGGUAGGGGAGCCCGGUUGGUUGUACGGCCAUUACCAUGGUAACACAGGAUGGUUUCCUGAAAGCUAUGCAGAGAAAUACAGUCUGGCUGAGAAUUUAACCAACACACCCAAACAGGCCCUCAUACCCCCAGGCCAGUCAACAACUACAACCAGCUCAGGAAUUCCACAUGUCAACACGGAUACUCCUGAGCAUCCUCUCACUCUUGAAUCCUCCUCUGAUACACAUGACUCGACACACACAGAACGCGUUCAGGUUGUUGCUCUCUGCUCUUGGACAGCGAAGAUGGAGAGUCACCUUAACUUCUCUAAGGAUGACAUCAUCACGGUUCUAGAGCAGCAGGAGAACUGGUGGCUGGGCGAGCUAAACGGAGAACAGGGCUGGUUCCCCAAAACCUAUGUUUCCGUGGUGACCAGCAGUGAUACACAGACCGAACCGCUGUACUCCACUGUUGAUGAGUAUGAUGGACCAGACUCCAGUCAGACAGAAGAGUAUGUGGCUCUGUACACGUACGAGAGUCCAGAGUCAGGUGACCUGACCUUCCAAGCAGAGGACACCAUCAUGGUGAUGGAGAGGGAGGGGGAGUGGUGGAGGGGGUGUAUUGGUGACCAAUCAGGACUCUUCCCUUCUAACUACGUCAAAGUCAAAGACACAGGGGCUCCAAAUAAGAAACCAGAGAUUGCCCAGGUGAGCACAGCUAACGUUGCCACGACAAAAGAACAACUGAGCCUCACACCUGGGCAGCUCAUCGUCAUCCUCGGCAAGAACUCCAAUGGCUGGUGGCUGGGAGAGCUACAGGCGAGGGGUAAGAGGCGUCAGAAAGGCUGGUUCAGAUCUGCCAAUGUCCGUCUGCUGGAACAGGGCAGUGGCAAGACCACACCUGCUCCAGUACCAUUGUGUCAGGUCAUCGCCAUGUACGACUAUAAAGCAGCUAAUGACGAUGAGAUGAGUUUCCUCAAAGGCCAACUUAUCAACGUGUUGAACAAAGAUGAUCCUGAUUGGUGGAAAGGAGAACUCAAUGGAGUGACAGGCCUGUUCCCCACCAAUUAUGUCACUCAGACCACAGACUCUGACCCCAGUCAGCAAUGUAAGUCCCACCUUCACCCUCUCCUCAUACACACACUUUCCUUUACCUCACACUUACCUACACAAGGGUGUGCUGAUCUGGUGAGUCUGGACUCCAUGUCUGCUCAGGAGAGAAGGAGACAGGGCUACAUUCACGAGCUCAUUCAGACUGAGGAGAGAUAUGUGGAGGACCUGGAGUUGGUGCUAGAGGUGUUCCAUAAACCCAUGAGUGAGUCAGGCCGUCUGACAGAGAAGGAAAUGGGAAUGAUUUUCGUGAACUGGAGAGAGCUCAUUAUGUGCAACACCAAACUGCUGAAAGCUCUGCGUGUGCGUAAGAAGACGUGUGGAGAGAGAGCGGCGGUGCAGAUGAUCGGGGAUAUUCUGGAGGCUGAGCUGUCCCACAUGCCGGCUUAUAUCCGCUUCUGCAGCUGCCAACUCAACGGCGCCGCCCUGCUGACACAAAAAACAGACCAGGAGCCCGAAUUCAAACUCUUCCUAAAGAAAAUUGCCAGUAAUUACCGGUGUAAAGGGAUGCCACUCUCCAGCUUCCUGCUCAAACCAAUGCAGAGGAUCACACGCUACCCACUGCACAUUAAGAAUAUUUUGGAGAACACUCCACCAGGUCAUGUGGAUGAGUUCCACCUGCGGGCGGCUCUGGAGCGGGCGGAGGAGCUCUGCUCCCAGGUAAACGAGGGAGUGAGGGAGAAAGAGAACUCAGACCGACUGGAAUGGAUCCAGAACCACGUCCAGUGUGAGGGAAUCAUUGAGCACCUGGUUUUUAAUUCACUGACAAACUGUCUGGGCCCUCGGAAACUCCUGCACAGUGGCCGACUACACAAGUCCAAGAGCAGUAAAGAACUCUGGGCCUUUCUCUUCAACGACUUCUUACUCCUCACCUACACGUCCAAGCAGUUCUCGUCAGGAGCAGACAAACUCUUCAACCCCAAAUCCAACACGCAGUUUAAAAUGUAUAAAACGCCUGUUUUCCUGAAUGAGGUCCUUGUUAAGAUGCCCUCUGACCCCUGCAGUGAUGACCCAGUGUUCCAUAUUUCACACAUAGACCGUGUUUACACGAUCAAGGCUGACACCAUCAACGAGAGGACGACAUGGGUUCAGAGGAUUAAAGCUGCUUCAGAACAUUUCAUAGAGACAGAGAAGAAGAGGAGAGAGAAAGCAUAUCAAGCGCGCUCUUUGAAGUCCAGUGGUAUUGGUCGAUUGUUAGUAACAGUUCAGGAAGCUACAGAAUUGAAACCCUGCAAACCCAAUGGGAAGAGUAAUCCGUACUGUGAGCUGACAAUGGGAGCACAGUGCUACACCUCUCGUCCUCUGAGCGACACAGUAAAUCCCAAAUGGAACUUCAGCUGUCAGUUCUUCAUCAAAGACCUGUACCAAGAUGUUCUGUGUAUCACCAUCUUUGAGAGAGAUCAGUUCUCACCUGAUGAUUUUCUGGGUCGUACGGAGGUUCCCGUGGCAACCAUAAAGCGGGACCAGGAGAGUAAAGGAGCUGCCACACGACGCUUACUGCUGCACGAGGUGCCCACAGGGGAGGUGACAGUCAGACUGGACCUACAGCUCUAUGACCAAACACCGCUGCACUAA